This is a messenger RNA of Linepithema humile (Argentine ant), 1499 nucleotides long. Lineage: Eukaryota; Metazoa; Arthropoda; Insecta; Hymenoptera; Formicidae. The record is from RefSeq and is a predicted model, not a curated record.
CAAAAUCUCGACUUCUCUGGACAAAUCUAGGAAGAUUGAUCAUACAUUGAACGUAAACCAGUAUAUUAUUCAUCUGGUUUCUCAAAACAUAGCCUCUAUUUUCUUGUAAAUAUAUAAGAGAAACUGUUGCGAACAAUCUAAAUGCAGAUUUAAAACAUAAAUGCAUAAAAGUAUUGAACAAUUAGUGCAAAAGUUGCCAAGGAUUUUGUUUUUUAGAUAAACACAACAAAUAUAUAAGUUUAUAAAACAAGAGUAUAAUUUUUUAUUGCAGUAUAUUGCAGUAUAUAUCAAAGCACAAAAAUAAAUUAAUUUCUAUCUAAUCGUUAUUAAUAAUCAUGAGGACGAAUAUGAACACUCGUAUAAAUGGGACAAAUGUGAUUUUGGUGCCGUAUCAAGAAAAGCACGUAACAAAGUAUCACGAGUGGAUGAAGAAUCCUACGUUGCAGUAUCUAACUGGUUCUGAACCGUUAACGCUGGAGCAAGAAUUUGAGAUGCAAAAACGAUGGCUUGAGGACAAAGAUAAAUGCACUUUUAUUAUCUUGGAUAAACACAUCUUUGUGUCUACUGAAAGUGAAGUAGAUGCCAUGAUAGGAGACACAAAUUUAUUUCUUAACGAGCCACAAGAAUCGUGCAUCGCUGAAGUUGAGAUUAUGAUAGCUGAUGAGGCUAGUCGAGGCAAGAAAAGAGGCUGGGAGUCUGUUAUUCUUAUGAUGUGUUAUGGCAUUGAAAUGUUGAAUAUCAAUAAGCUUCGUGCGAAGAUCAAAACAGACAAUGCAAUAAGCAUCAAGAUAUUUGAGAAGCUUGGCUUUCAAGAGAAGAGGCCGUUGCUAUUCAAUUCGGUGGUGUACGGUUCUUUUUACACGAGUGCUGAGUUUAUUCGACAGAGCUUCAGCAAAAUGUCCAAGCCAAUACAGAUUAUCGAAGAACCGAAAAACUCCGCCGAUACCAAGGGACCGAUAUUAAUUCAGAUACAAAGACUUUGUCAAACGUUGGAUCUUGUGAAUGAAGAUUCGGUGCAAUCGACGAAUUAUAAUUUCCCGCAAUUGAAAAGAUAUGCAAUCUUCGGCUGUCUCUUAGCAGGACCGAUUUUACAUAGAUGGUACAAGUGGCUUGACGCGUUUUACAGUGGAAAAUCCAUGAAAAUCGUGCUGACGAAACUCUUCGCGGACCAAUUUAUCUUCACACCGCCGUUGAUUAUGCUGUUUUUUAUCAGUAUGAGUUUGAUGGAAGCUAAAUCGGAUAUCCUUAGAGAAUGUAGAAUUAAGUUUCUGCGUACCUUCCAGACUUCGUGCGGAUAUUGGCUGCCAGUGCAAUUUAUAAAUUUUAUGCUAAUUCCGGCGUAUUUACGAGUGACAUAUGUCAGUGUUGCUUCCUUCUGCUGGGUCAAUAUUCUAUGUUACUUAAAAAACGUGCCUACUGUUGAACACAAGAAAAUAAAUCACUGAAAUUUGAUAUUAUGUACACAUAUUAAUAUUUUAAAUAUUUGAAUAAAUACGUGA